GUGUGAAUGUUAUUCUCUAUGUACAAGGCCUGCAGUUUCUAACACAGCUGCGGGAGCCAUGCCGAGCCUUGGAUUUGCCUCGAUACCCCUGCGGGGUGUUGUGCAGUAGGAACGGGGAGGAACGUGAUGGACCGAGUGAACGGCUGUCGUUACUUUUAAAAAUAAGCAACAAACAAAAACUGUAGUUGUCGUUCAUUGAAGAAAAACAAUUACCAGUAAAUUACCAAAACGCAAAAACCAUAUUGUUCGUCUUUACGAACAAUCUGUAUUGUAUUCCUAAUUUCCAGAUCGGAACCUCGGUUUAUUUUUUGUUUUUUUUGUAGCGAUACGUUUACAAUCACAGGGGUCUUACACUGGGAUUUAUAGAAGCAGUGUUAUUCUUAUUGUGCUGUUUGAAAUGCCCCUGGUGUCCCAAACACUACAGACACGUUCAAGAGGAAAUGGCCGACCUACCUUGAGCUAAAAAUCACAUGGAGGUUACUGAUUUCACCAGCAGGCUCACAAGUGGAUGAGUUUGGGAAGCUGUUAAAGUGAGAUUGCCAGUAAUUCUGUUGAAGAUGUCCAUGGUUCUGUUUGCCUCUGUGGUUCGGGUGAGAGACGGCCUCCCGCUUUCUGCAUCUACAGACUAUGAGCAGGACAGGGGAGUGCAGGAGAGUAAGAAAUACCUCAAAACACUGUCCAAAAAACUCAGCCAGCUUCCAGACAGAUGUACUCUGAAAACUGGACAAUACAACAUAAACUUCACAAGCUCGUUAGGAGUGGGGUACAUGAUGAUCUGCAUGGAGAGCUACCCCAGUGUUCUAGCAUUCAGUUUCCUGGAUGAGUUGCAGAGGGAGUUUAUUGUAUCCUACGACACGAAGCGCAUCAGCAGUGCAGUGCGACCAUACUCCUUCAUCGACUUUGAUAAUUUUAUACAGAAGACCAAACAGCGUUAUAACAGCCCACGGUCUUUAUCGAUUAAGAUUAAUCUUGCUGACAUGCAAACAGAAAUCAAGCUUCGACCCCCAUACCAACUUUCCACUUCAGACCUGGGGACUGUAAAUGGGUUUGCACAUCAAUCCACAUCUAAAUACAAGGGAAUAGCUCCUAACCAAAUGCUUGAGCCAGUGAUGCUGGCUGGGAUUGUCUCCUGUGUGCUCAGCCUGCUGUGUGGAAGCCUGAAUCUAAUCCGGGGCGUCCAUGCCAUUGAAAGUAUAUUGCAGAAUGAAGAUGAAGAUUGCAAUUAUGUUAUUGCUUUUUUCCUUGGAAUGGCAGCCUGCUUUUAUCAGUGUUACCUGUUUGCGUUCUGCACGAGCUGGAGGAACAUGAAAUCCUGCCUGAGUUUUGGUUUGAUCUGCCUGUGCAGCAUGUACCUGUAUGAGCUGCGAAACAUGUGGCAGCUCUUGUUUCAUGUGACAGUGGGGGCCUUCACCACGCUGCAGAUCAGGCUGAGGCAGCCCCAAGGUAAAGCCCCCGACUACAACGUCUGAAGAGGAGGCUGCUUGUAGCACCUUUCCAAAUGUGUUCACAGAAUGUGCAAACAGCUCAGGAACAGUGUGAACGGAAGGUUCUGCCAAAUGCAAUCUUUAUGCAAAGAUGGAACUUUCCUUCUGAAAUCAACGAUAACUCAAGUGACCAAAUUGAAGAGGAUGUUUAAGAGCGUACCUGAAGAACCCGCAGCCUCUCGUCAGAGUGCAGAUUUGUCAUGUGAUGAUGCCGGGGAAUGUUUUCAGUAUUUAUUAAUAUAUUCAAUAUUUCAAAAA
This is a messenger RNA of Acipenser ruthenus (sterlet), 1742 nucleotides long. Its product is annotated as vesicle-trafficking protein SEC22a-like. The transcript is spliced from 8 exons. Lineage: Eukaryota; Metazoa; Chordata; Actinopteri; Acipenseriformes; Acipenseridae. The coding region runs from base 558 to 1469 and encodes 303 amino acids. The record is from RefSeq and is a predicted model, not a curated record. Gene Ontology annotation, biological process: endoplasmic reticulum to Golgi vesicle-mediated transport.